CCGCUGGACAUGGGUGGCCACUGCAACCCCAUAAUCCUCCUCUAUUAGCCGAUAGCUAUGUGCGGAACGUGCUUGUUGAACCGACUGGACAGAUAUGCAUCCCCGCAUGGCAGUGCCGCACAAUCGAUCUUCUCGAGACCACCUGGUAGAGAACGCCAACCAGCCUUUAAUGACCACCAGCCUCUAAUGACCACUAGACACAAACAACACCUUGUGGCGAGCAACAAGAUACAAAACGUUAAGACAGCCUCGACUCCGUACGUAGCGGAUCUCACCUUUGCAACUCUAGUAGAAGUCGGCCAUGGCGUAUAGAGUUGUUCCCUGCCGUCUCGG
Molecule: messenger RNA, 333 nt
Organism: Lasiosphaeria miniovina
Lineage: Eukaryota; Fungi; Ascomycota; Sordariomycetes; Sordariales; Lasiosphaeriaceae
Exons: 1
Coding region: 58-312 (84 amino acids)
Source: RefSeq, a predicted model, not a curated record